Molecule: messenger RNA, 891 nt
Organism: Sceloporus undulatus (fence lizard)
Lineage: Eukaryota; Metazoa; Chordata; Lepidosauria; Squamata; Phrynosomatidae
Exons: 5
Coding region: 1-891 (296 amino acids)
Source: RefSeq, a predicted model, not a curated record
AUGCUUUCCCUGGCCUUUACUUAUUUUCGCCAUCUCUUUGCAGGGUCAGCAUGCGACGGUGGGGCCACCGGCAUCAGAGAGCGGCUGAUGAAGAAUUUGGGGGAGUUUUGUUCAGUGGCCACACUAAAUGAACUGCAAGCUUUUUACCCAGAUCUUGAUGGAAUGGGGAGCCUGGCUUCCCUCAGCCCAGCCCAAGCCGCUGACCUGACUCUAGUGGCCCACAUGAUGCACAACUCUACACUUUCCAGCCUGGCUCUUGCGCUGGCCAAAGGUUUCGAGGGAUACGACUUUGUCCGAGAAUAUUUGUCCAGGAUCGGAGGACAAGCCUGCCAGAGCAGCUUGUUGGCUGAAAUUCUGUCUAAGUGCAAGGGACCGUCUCCUUUGGCUGCCCUGGUCCCCGAAACGCAGCAAAAGAUCUUGGACAGCGUAAUUUUCUUCCUCAAGAAAGAAGGAAACUCAAUGGACUCCUCUCAGUGGACUGAAGUCUACCAACUUCUGCUGUCCGGCUUUUUGCCAGCGAUUGGCAUGUCCCACAUUCCCAAUGAGACCUGCGAAAUCUUCUGUGACAGGAUGAAGGAGAUCACAACUCUUCACCCCAUUCUUAGUCAAAGGCAGGAGGAACUUCCUGAGGUCAAAAGACUUUGUCUUCUGGGUGAUCCUCGAUCCAAUCUCACAGCAGGUAACAUCUACCAGCCCCAUCUCUAUGGGAAUGUGAGCAUCCUGGAAAAGUCCCAAGGCUCCCCACAGCACAUGCCGCAACUCAUGGUCACAACUCAAGAAACAUCUCUAGAUGUUCUUCAAGUCAUUGGACAGGAGGCAUCACAAUGCUUUUCUCCAGAGGCACAAGCCAUGUGUCUUGAAGUGCCACAAGCCAUCUCUCUGGAGCUGUGA